This is a messenger RNA of Trichophyton rubrum CBS 118892, 213 nucleotides long. RefSeq lists its product as uncharacterized. The transcript has 2 exons. Lineage: Eukaryota; Fungi; Ascomycota; Eurotiomycetes; Onygenales; Arthrodermataceae. The record is from RefSeq and is a predicted model, not a curated record. The coding region runs from base 1 to 213 and encodes 70 amino acids.
AUGGUAUCACAUAGGGAGUUACUCAAACACCACGGUUAUGCAGGUGAUACACACCUUGGAAACAUCGUUUACGAUGAGGAAAAUGACAGAUGCUGGAUUGUAGACUAUAAGCACAUUUACGUCUUCGACGAUGGAGAGCCCAAGGUGUUUGCGGAUAGGGAUUAUCGAUUCUGGGGGCUUGGAUACACAGUCUGCGAGAAAGAGAUAUGGUAA